Sclerotinia borealis F-4128 is the source of this 2685-nucleotide messenger RNA. NCBI's taxonomy places the organism in Eukaryota, Fungi, Ascomycota, Leotiomycetes, Helotiales, Sclerotiniaceae. The record is from the annotation of a GenBank genome assembly.
AUGGGGCAAACGGCGCGUGAAAACGAGAUAUCUCUCAAUACCUCCCUAAACGCCUCGAUCUUCAUACCAUACCCAGGACCCCCGACUGCCCCCCUUCCCACCGAUCGCGAUGCCAAAAUCAAACUCCUCAAGGCCCAUCACCACAAAGUUCGCGGAAAUAUCGUCACGGCUUUCAUUCUUGAGAAAGAACAAUUGCUUUCUAAGUUCAAAGAUGAUAUCGCAAAGCACAAAAGUGGUAUAGAAAGUGGUAGGAAUGACAAUGGUUUAAAAACUUUUAGGUCAACUGACAGAGAACUCUCGGUUUCUGUCAAGGAAGAUGCGAGGGAGAAAAAUGAUGAAAAGGAGUUGGAAGCUCUCGGGUGGUUGAGAGGUCCGAGAUGGUUGCUACUUUUGCAGUCGGAAGAUGUAAAAAAGGGGGUUUGGGAGCUUCCGAAAGAGGAACUGGAUAGAAGGGAGAGUAGAUUGAAGAAGGAAACAGAGGGUCACACGGGUGAAGAGUAUGAGUGGAAAAUGAAGGACUUUUAUAACCACGAGCAGAGGAGCACCUCGCCGCAGCCUGUGGGUGUGGGUGAAAGCGAGGGUGAAAGAGAUAAUGAAGGUGAUAUUGUGAUGGGUGGUUUAGAUUUGUCGAAUGUGUCACCGACUCAACUUUUUAUUCCGGCUAAUACGAGAACUCCCUUUGAAAUCCAGCACAAAUUCAAUUUAGACCUACAAAAAUUGCUAGAAACAGGGAUCAAGAAAUUGAAGGAGUACAAUCAACAUACGGAAAUGGUCAUGGCGAGAUAUAAGCAAGAUUUGGGGGCGGCUAUUAUCGAUCGCCUUGGAAAGGAUACGUCGGGAGGUGGAACAUUGAAAAGCGCGGGGCAGAAAGUUCAAAGUGUACCAAGCCCGUCUAAGCCUAUUGAAGGAAUAUUGAAGAGGAAAUCUGUUUCAAUGCAGAGUCCCUCGGAUACUCUAAGCGGUAUCCUGAAGAAAUCUGCUACGAUACAUAUUCCAACAGAGAAAGGCGGCACUGCUCUAAAGAAAUCAGUCUCAAUCCAAAUUCCACCAAGUCAUCAGAACGCGAUUUCAGAUGCACCCUCAUUGAUACAGAGCCCGAUGGAGAUGACCGGCAGCGCUUUAAGGAAGGUUCGUCUUGAUGACCAUUUUUGGAACUCCGCAAGCCCAAGCCCGUCGUCCAUGAACGCUCCGAGUUAUCCACAACAGUUCCAAUUUCCUACAAAUAUUCCGACAGGUCUAGCAAGUUCCGAUACUUUCAAACAACCUUCCAACUCCUCGAGCGUGCCACAGAGCCCUUCUACGCCAAGCGCUCGCACAGGUUCCAGAGACUAUCAAAAUGGAAAAAUUGGCAAAACCUUCGUAUCAUCAAGCAAUUGGUAUGGCUCUGGAUUUCACAAUUUAGAUAUAAGAACUCAUGAUAUGAUCCAAAUCAUAGACCACAUAUUCGGCGAUACCUAUGAGGGGCUCAAUAAAGAAACACAACAGAGGGGAAAAUUUAACAUCAAAUACUUUUUGGGGGAUCUCGACUCUAUGAUGCCCAUCGACCAAGUUGGCAAGAUCUUCACAUCAUCAAGCGACUACGCUCCGAAGCUCGGGUCCGACUAUUGCAAUUUAGAAAUUAGAUCUGGCGACAAAAUCAAAAUUAAGAAGUACCACUCCAAAUUUGCGUAUACGGGACUUAAUAUGACAUCACACAAGACGGGGAUAUUUAACUUGAAUUUCUAUUGGAAGGACAUCGAAGUUGCCGACGACAUUAACAGAAAUUCCAUGUUGUCUGGCCCCAAAAAUGACUCCAAUGACGACCAUAAUUCACCUGUUGGCAAAACCCUUACAGCAAUUGACACCUGGGGUCCAAAGCAUGAUAAAGAUGCAUCAAAUCUGAGUAUCAAAAUUGGCGAUAAGAUUACAAUUAACAAGUACAUCAACGGAAUUACGUAUACCGGAUUGAAUGAAAGAUCAAGAAAGACUGGACAAUUUAGCAUGGGGUGUUUUCGAGAAGAUAUCGAGCACCCCUUUUUCGUAUCAUCUCCAAACUUUAUUGGCAAAACCUUCAUAUCAUCACACACUCCCAAUCCACAAAGGCAGCGUGGUACGACCGAUGAGUUAGAGAUAAGAGCUGGGGAUGAGAUUAAAAUCAUCGGCCCCAACUCCGAGAAUAUGUAUGGGGGUUAUAACGUCAAAACGGAAAGGGCGGGGCAAUUCAAUAUCGAGUCCUUUCGAAGAGAUAUCGAUCCUCUCGACAAUGUUGGCAAGAUCUUUACAGCCACAAGCAGCCUUCAGACGUCAGACCUUACUGCUCUGCGGAUUGAGAUUGGUGAUAAUAUCAAAAUCUUGAGUUUCAUGGGGUAUGGAUUUUACAAUGGACAUAAUUUGAGGUCAGGACAAACGACGGGACGCUUUUUUAUAGAUCAAUUUCAGAACGAUAUCAAGGCAGCUCGCAAACCUCCGAAUGACAGCGAAUACUCUCGGACGGAAGUCGAACCUGCCAACAAAAUUUCACCGCCUAAGAAUGGCAAUAUUGAGAAACCCGGCUUUAGUUUUUCGAUCAAGGGCACAGCGAAGAAUCUUCCAAGUGGACAGACGGAUAUUCGUAGAUUAUCUAAUGGCAUGCCGAUUGUGACGGAAAAUGGGGAAAAUGGGAGAGGGGCGGAUAGUAUUGAGAAACUGGCUAGGAGGGGUAUUUAG